Messenger RNA from Molossus molossus (Pallas's mastiff bat), 1631 nucleotides. RefSeq names its product cyclin dependent kinase 2 associated protein 1 (gene CDK2AP1). The record is from RefSeq and is a predicted model, not a curated record. NCBI's taxonomy places the organism in Eukaryota, Metazoa, Chordata, Mammalia, Chiroptera, Molossidae. The transcript is spliced from 4 exons. Bases 191 to 730 code for a protein of 179 amino acids. Gene Ontology annotation, cellular component: cytoplasm; nucleus.
CCGCGGGCCCCCCGCGCCGCCGGGACCCCAGCCCCCCAAACUUUGCCAAGUUGCGGGCGGCGAGCGCGCGGGGCGGCGCGGGGCGCGGCCGCGGGCGGAGCCGCCCCCUGACGCCGGGCCGCCCCCUCCCGGCCCGGCCGGCCCGCUGGCUCGGCUCAAAGUUUGCGGCCGCCCCUGCGCCCGCCGAUGUAUGGUGAUAUACUGCGGCGGCGGCAGGCCGAGGGACGGCCAUAUUUGCCGGCGCGGCCCGGGCCUCGCGACCAAAAGUGCGCGGGAGCUCGGCGGGCGCACGGACGGGCGCACGGACGCCGGGCCCGCCUCGCCGCCGCCGCCGCCCCGCCGGCCGGGCCCCGCCGCGCCCCGCGCCCCGCCGCCCGCGGGGAUGUCGUACAAGCCGAACUUGGCCGCGCACAUGCCCGCCGCCUCGCUCAACGCCGCUGGGAGCGUCCACCCGCCGUCCACCAGCAUGGCAGCAUCCUCACAGUACCGCCAGCUGCUGAGCGACUAUGGGCCGCCAUCUCUAGGCUACACCCAGGGAACCGGGAACAGCCAGGUGCCCCAGAGCAAAUACGCCGAGCUGCUGGCUAUCAUCGAAGAGCUGGGGAAAGAAAUCCGGCCCACGUACGCGGGCAGCAAGAGCGCCAUGGAGAGGCUGAAGCGAGGCAUCAUCCACGCGCGAGGGCUGGUUCGGGAGUGCUUGGCCGAGACGGAGCGGAACGCCAGGUCCUAGCCGCCCUGUCGGCCUGGACGCUCUCCGCCUCCUUCCCAGGAGUUCCAGUCCACGUCCCCCGUCCAGACGACGCUUGUUUUCAGAAUGGUAACAGCUCGGUGUCUCCUCCCCGCACCCCGGGGGUCCUUGGGCUCUGACCCCAGUCGCUGAGAUGGAGAAGAGCUUUUGCAGUUGAAUAGGUUUACAUGUUAGUUAGGAACUACCCAGGGUGUUUUGUGUUUUUUAAGCAUUGAUUUAAAGGGUGCACGUCCGAGUGACCUGUCACGGCAAAGUGCAGUUUGCCUCCGAGAUACCAGUAUUCCUCCUCCGAGCCCAUCCGUGCCCUCGGAGGGUCCUCUCCUGUCCUCCGGAGCUGAGGGACCGCCUAGCGCAGUGACCUCUGCGCUGGUGGCCGCUCCCGUCCGCCACACCAGUAGAUCCUGCUUAACUUAACUUCCUUUUUGCUUAAGCGUUUGCAUGACUAUUAGUGCUCUGAAGUCCAUUUUUAAAAUGCACAAGUUAUAAAUACAGAAGAAAGAGCGACUCACCAAACCUCACCUCACUAGGACCUGAAAUUCCUCCCGAGAAUGUAUGUAGAUUUCAUUCCGUCUGUCCUUAAGUUGAUCCAAACAUCUGGACGAAAAUGACUAACACGGUUUGCAUCUUUGUAUGUAUUUAUUACUUGAUGUAAUAAAGCUUAUUUUCAUUAACAGUUGGUAUUGAGAUGCAGGUUCCUUGAGCGAGGGGGCAUUUUAAAGAGCAGCUCAAGGAGAGUUGGGGGAGACCUGUCGAGGGGCACUUUCCCUCCUGACCCCGAAAUGCGUGAGGACGUGAUGAGCACAGCGCGCGGGGGGAAGUGUGUGCUGUGGUGGGUUUGCAUUGCGAUGCCUUUUAAAAAUUUUUAAUUUAUUUUUCUUUAUUG